This is a messenger RNA of Calypte anna (Anna's hummingbird), 5490 nucleotides long. RefSeq names its product serine/threonine kinase 38 like (gene STK38L). The record is from RefSeq and is a predicted model, not a curated record. Gene Ontology annotation, biological process: peptidyl-serine phosphorylation; intracellular signal transduction. Gene Ontology annotation, molecular function: ATP binding; protein serine/threonine kinase activity. Bases 97 to 1491 code for a protein of 464 amino acids. The transcript has 14 exons. Lineage: Eukaryota; Metazoa; Chordata; Aves; Apodiformes; Trochilidae.
GGGGCCGCGCUCGCAGAGGCGCCGGCUGCGGGCAGCGAGGGAGGAGGCGGCGGCGGCGGCGGUGGGAAGAAGGCGGCGCGGAGAGUACAUGUUACCAUGGCGAUGACUGCAGGGACUACAACAUCCUUUCCCAUGAGUAACCACACCCGGGAGAGAGUGACUGUGGCCAAACUUACGCUUGAGAACUUCUACAGCAACCUAAUUAUACAGCACGAAGAGAGAGAAACCAGGCAGAAGAAGCUAGAAGUGGCUAUGGAAGAGGAAGGCUUGGCAGAUGAGGAGAAAAAACUGCGCAGGUCACAACACGCACGCAAAGAAACGGAGUUUUUGCGACUGAAGAGGACCAGGCUUGGCUUGGAUGAUUUUGAAUCUUUGAAAGUUAUAGGAAGAGGAGCAUUUGGAGAGGUACGUCUUGUUCAGAAGAAGGAUACAGGUCAUAUUUAUGCAAUGAAGAUACUAAGAAAAGCAGAUAUGCUGGAGAAGGAGCAGGUGGCCCAUAUCCGAGCAGAAAGAGAUAUUUUGGUUGAAGCAGAUGGAGCCUGGGUAGUGAAAAUGUUUUACAGCUUUCAGGAUAAAAGAAAUCUUUACCUGAUCAUGGAGUUCUUACCUGGGGGUGACAUGAUGACCUUACUAAUGAAGAAAGACACCUUAUCAGAAGAAGAGACACAGUUUUACAUUUCUGAAACUGUGCUGGCUAUAGAUGCUAUUCACCAGCUGGGAUUCAUCCACAGAGAUAUUAAACCAGAUAACCUUCUGUUGGAUGCAAAGGGUCAUGUAAAACUAUCUGAUUUUGGCCUAUGCACAGGUUUGAAGAAAGCUCAUAGAACAGAGUUCUACAGGAACCUAACACACAACCCACCAAGUGACUUCUCAUUUCAGAAUAUGAACUCCAAAAGAAAAGCAGAAACAUGGAAGAAGAACAGGCGACAGUUGGCAUAUUCUACUGUAGGAACCCCAGAUUAUAUUGCACCAGAAGUAUUUAUGCAGACUGGGUACAACAAGCUGUGUGACUGGUGGUCUUUGGGAGUGAUUAUGUAUGAAAUGCUAAUAGGGUAUCCACCCUUCUGCUCAGAAACGCCACAAGAAACUUACAGGAAAGUUAUGAACUGGAAAGAAACGUUGAUAUUUCCUCCAGAGGUGCCCAUUUCAGAGAAAGCAAAGGACUUAAUUCUAAGGUUUUGUACUGACUCGGAAAAUAGAAUUGGUAGUAAUGGAGUAGAGGAGAUAAAAGAUCAUCCAUUUUUUGAAGGAGUGGACUGGGGACAUAUCAGGGAAAGACCGGCUGCAAUCCCUAUAGAAAUCAAAAGUAUUGAUGAUACUUCUAACUUCGAUGAAUUCCCCGAAUCAGAUAUUUUACAGCCAGUGCCAAACACAACGGAACCUGACUACAAAUCCAAAGACUGGGUUUUCCUCAAUUAUACCUACAAGAGGUUUGAAGGGCUCACGCAGCGUGGCUCGAUCCCUUCCUACAUGAAAGCUGGGAAGUUGUGAAACAACACACAGACCCACAAAAGAAAUUAAAAUACAAACCUCAGGUAGCUGCAUCACCAGACCCGCUUGGCAUUAGUUAUCAAUACAUUGACUCUGGUGCGCAUCAGUUUCACAAGGAAAUUCUACAGGAUUAGGAUUUCUGAGACUACUACAGGAAUUAGUUGGCAGUGCCAGCUGGCUUUUUUUUUUUUUUUUUUAAUAUUUGAAUAUUUUUGUUAACUUUAUUAUACGAAGGUACUGGAAUAAAAGGAACGUUCAUCCCUUUGUAACUGCACUGCCUACAUGUGUAUAAUGGUUAAUUAUGCCUCUCUGUACUGUGGCUGUGUUUGUACUGUAAACCAUCUAAUCCACCCAGGAGUAAAGCAUAUCAUUUUACAGAGUAUUGUUAUUAUGCUGCUUACCUGGUGGGUUUUAGAUAUGCAGUAUAAAAAAAAAAAAUUGCCCACAUUUGCAAAACUUUUUGAGCAGUUGCUCUAGGGUGUUCCAGUUGUGGUCUGCAGGUACCCCAUGAAUGUGGCAACAUUGGAUUAUUUUAAAUAGCAGUGUCCUUGUGCCCUGCCUUCCCAAACUCCUCCCCAUCAGAGGGCUUUAUCAGCCAAUCAUUGCUGCUUCUCUUUCCUCCUUUUUCCACUGUGUAGCAGUGAAACAGUAGUCCCUGUGAUCUGUUUAGUGGUAUUUCUGCUUUAAAUUAUAGUUGAUGGGUAUGACUGUUUAAGAUGACGGUGCCUGUUGGCAGCUUCAGAAUUAAAAAAAUCUGAAUUAAAAUUAUAAGUAUUUUUAACAGAAGGGAAACUUUCCAAUACCAGAUUCUGAAGGGAUGGCAGACAUUCCAGGACUGCAGUCCUCCUCCUUCUGUAAGCCAGAUCAUAAUAUUGCUACACAUUCAAAUAGCCUUUUCUCUCUGUGCAAAAUAUAUUCUAGAAAAGUGACCAAAUAGCUGCUUUUUUUUUUUUUUUUUUUUUUUUUGUCUCUAUGAAAGUUCCAGGCAGAAGGGAUCCUGCUCUAGCCUUUUCUUUCCAGAGUACCCCAGAGCAACCUCUGCCAAGCCUGAGGAAAUGGAGUGCCCCUCUAGACUGACUUUCCUGUGGGCUCCAUCUCCUUCUGGUAUCUCCAUCUAAUGUGGACCAUGGAAUUAAAACAGUUCAGCUGAGCCUGCAGUCCAGUUUCCAGAAACUCCAAACAACCAUGACUUGAUUGAGCACAGUUUCUAAAUGCUGUUCUUGUUAUUCUACAGGAUGAUAACAAACUGACAGCAGAGAUGGGUCUCCUCCUAGUUUGAGGAAACUGCAGCAGAAAUCCUUUUGUAUGCAGGGUAUGGUUUUGCUUCUCAGCUCAGCAGCACUCCUAGAACAGUUUGCUAUUAUCUGGUUGUUGGCAGCUUUUUUCUAGAUCUCUCCCUGUACUAGCAUAUUAUCUGCAGUACUUUGAAUCUAUCACAGUACAGAUGUCUGUCUUUUCUGGUUACAAGAGGGAUUUACAUCAGUGAAAAAUUCCCCAGUAAAUGAACAUGAAUAGUCACUGUUGCUGUCAUCCUCCUUUGAACACAAGUGAAAGGCACUUUAAGGCCUCUACAGUGCCCAUAGGAGUGAAGCAUGGGAUGUUUUGGCAUGCAGGAGGAAAGACUUCAUUAGACAGACUUUUGAAGCAAAAUGGAAGUGACUAUUUAUAAAGCCAUUACAGAAAUAUUUAUUGCUGUUAGGCACCAUGGUAUUGGCUGUUCCAAAUUAUUUGCAAUAUUUUGCAACAGUAGGGUAAUCUGGUUUGUUACAGACUAGUUACUUGCAAGAUUUCUGCUCAUCAGUGUCUUGCUGAUGUGCAUGUAGCCUUCUCCAGUCCAACAGCUACGAGGUUCCUCAAGGGUUUCAGUGAUGUCUUUCCUUCAAUAUUUUGUUUUCCCUUCAAGCAUCUAAUAUCUAUUAUUUAUACAACAUUUCUAAAAAAAUUUUAGUCUUCAGCAUAUCACAGAGGAGUAGCCAUGGCCCCAGGGCCUGUUCAAUGUAUACAGUAUUAUAUCAGAACAGGGCUAAGCUCAACUUUUGUCUAAAUGCUGAACUUGUGUGAACGUUGAUCUCCCAGUUUUUCUUCCCAGACCUCACACUAAUUAACACUGCUUUACUGCCAUUGAGGCAAAAUCUGAGGGAUUUUGCCUCAGAAGCUCCCGAGAAGCUCAACCUGUAUCAAUUCAAAGGCUAUCCAAAAACAAUAAAUAACUUUAAUCCACCUUUACAUUUUCAGACUUCAGUUUACCAGUGCCCUAGCAUUUUUUGAGGUUUCUCAGGCAGUUUCUUGUCUCUAAGGUACUCAAUCCAUUCUAAGACUUGGGCAGAACAGUCCAAGAUGCAAACUUGGCCUCAAAGGACAGUGCUGUUCAACAGAGAAUUUUUAUUAGUUUAAUUUCCAGUCUCAUUCAUGGGGCACUGUGCACACCAGAAAUGGAAUUCUGGCAAACAAUGCAUUUCAAAAGACCACAGUUACUUAGUGUAAUAUAAAAAGAAGCCUUUGCUUGAACUUGCUAAGACAAGAUGUUUCAUGGAAACUGCAAAUGCUCAGUAAUACUGGUGAUUUUUUUAUUUUCUGUGGGGUUUGGAGGAAGAGAGAAAUACACACUUAAUUUCAAGCUGUCUAAUAACUAUGUGCAUACUCACUGGUUUACAAACUUGGGAAAAAGCUCAACCCUUAUAUUUGUAACACUAAAGAUUAUAGGCAUUUAAAACUGCAGAUGAUUAAUCAUAUCAGUGCUCACAUUAGGAGUUCUGUCCACAGGGAAAUGGCCUGCAGCCUGUUUAGCAUUAACUUCUGUAUUGUGGUAGUUGAUUAUUUUUUUUAACAUAGCAUUAUUUUAAUCAGUAAGUCAAGUUAAACAAAAUAUUAACUACUGCUUUUAGGACAAUAGAGAUUUUUUUUUAAAGGUGAAACUGUGGCAGUGUAAUGGAUUAAAGAGAACAGAAUGUUAAUCUACACUGGCUUUCAAAAAAUGGAAGUGCAACAUAUCUUUUGUUAUUUUUGUCUUAUUCCUUUGGAUGGUUGUGUUUUUUCCUUUGGCAACGUUUGUCACUGUGCCAUUUAUUUUUCUUAUUCUUGGAGUACCAAAGAUCCUGAAAUGGCUUGAUGAUUGCAACCAUGUGAAAAUUUAUUUUCUGAAAGUAUGUUUUGUUAACCUUUGUUAAAACGUGGAAUUGUGUAUGCAAAUUGUUAUCAGAGGUUUGCUGCGAUAUUAACCUAUUCCAGCAGGAAAAGCCUGAGUGCAUCAAGAAGUGGUGAGCCUGAAUACAGUUUCUGGAUCUGAAUGCCCAGGCACUGGGGGGGAAGCUUGGAUUGGGAAACGCAGCUGAGCUUUUGCACUUUGUUCAUCUCCAGCCAGUGCGAGUGAGUGGCCUUAGGGUACAGAACAUCAGCAGAGGUUGUUUCAUGUGCAAAAGGAUUUUUAAAAAAAAAAAAAAAAUUGCCAGCAUUCAGAAAUCAAGCAUUGUUAUCCUGCAUUUGCACUGUUAAAUUUGCCUUGCUGGAGAGUUAUAUAAGUGUUAUUUUUAUAGGUCAAUUGUUAAAAACCUGAGCCAUUGGAUACAGUAUGGAGCAUCUGACGUGGGUGGAUUCACCUCAGUGCAAAGGGGCUUGCUGGAAGCUCUCCACACUACUCAGACAGAUGGGCAUAAGCAGUACAAAGGGUGUUGUGUUGGCUCCUUCUAAAGAGGUGACUUUCCUCCUCUGCAACAGCAAGUAGGGAAUACUGCAGUUUAGCCCAGUUAUACUCUAAUGCUUAGGAAGUGCUCUCACUUUUUCAAUAAUAUGAGCAAUUACAAGCAUUGUAACAUACUGUACCUUGUCCUUUUAUUGUUGAUAUAUUACAGCAGCUUGUUCUUGGAGUCGAAAUGGCAACUGCUAUAUUUUUCUUAGACUGUUUCAUUAGUUGUGGUUGGGAAAGUUACAUAGAAGCAUUAUAAAAAUUUAUAUGAGGCUUUUUACAGCAUUUGAAAAUAAAAGUAGCAUUCUUUUUGUAAA